Molecule: messenger RNA, 1951 nt
Organism: Vitis vinifera (wine grape)
Lineage: Eukaryota; Viridiplantae; Streptophyta; Magnoliopsida; Vitales; Vitaceae
Product: probable galacturonosyltransferase 12
Exons: 6
Coding region: 104-1705 (533 amino acids)
Molecular function (GO): polygalacturonate 4-alpha-galacturonosyltransferase activity
Source: RefSeq, a predicted model, not a curated record
UUUUCACAACUCAGCUCACUUCUUCUCUGGGUAAUUGCCCGAUACCACAAUACCACCAACCCAGAAGGACUCGUUUGCCUAGCUAGCUAGCUAUCUAGCAACAAUGCAGCUCCACAUAUCGCCCAGUUUGCGGCAUGUAACUGUGCUGCCUGGGAAAGGAGUGAGGGAAUUCAUCAAAGUGAAGGUUGGUUCGAGGCGGGUUUCGUAUAGGAUGGUGUUUUACUCCCUUCUCUUCUUCACAUUUCUUCUGAGGUUCGUCUUCGUUUUGACAGCAGUGGACACCAUUGACGGGGAAACCAAGUGCUCUACCAUAGGUUGCUUGGGGAAAAGACUAGGACCGAGGAUUUUGGGAGGAAGGCAUGAAUCACCUGUCCCAGAAGUGAUGUAUCAAAUACUAGAUGAACCUGCAAGUAAAGAUGAAAUUCAAGGGAGGGAUGAUAUCCCUCAGACGUUGGAAGAGUUCACGGCUGAAGUGAAGGAAAGCAGAUCAGAUGCAAGGGCAUUUGCUAUUAAACUUAGAGCCAUGGUGACACUGCUUGAACAAAGGACAAGAACGGCUAAAAUCCAAGAAUACCUAUACAGGCAUGUGGCGUCCAGCAGCAUACCAAAGCAGCUCCACUGCCUUGCUCUAAGACUAGCCAACGAGCACUCAACCAAUGCCAACGCCCGCCUCCAGCUCCCCUCUGCAGAGCUCGUCCCCUAUCUCGUUGAUAACUCCUACUUCCACUUUGUCCUCGCCUCUGAUAAUAUCCUUGCUGCCUCUGUUGUGGCCUCAUCUCUCAUACGCAAUGCGCUACGCCCCCAUAAAGUUGUUCUACACAUUAUCACAGACAGGAAAACUUACUCCCCCAUGCAGGCAUGGUUCUCUUUGCACCCUUUAUCGCCUGCGAUAAUUGAGGUCAAGGGGCUGCAUCACUUUGAUUGGUUUACAAAAGGAAAGGUCCCGGUUUUGGAAGCUAUGGAGAAGGAUCAGCGCGUAAGGUCUCAGUUUAGAGGCGGGUCUUCAGCCAUUGUGGCAAAUAAUACUGAGAAACCUUAUGUCAUUGCAGCAAAGUUGCAAGCUCUUAGUCCGAAGUAUAAUUCAGUGAUGAAUCACAUCAGGAUACAUCUACCUGAGUUGUUUCCUAGUCUUAACAAGAUAGUGUUCCUCGACGAUGACAUCGUGGUUCAAACUGAUCUUACACCUCUGUGGGACAUUGACAUGGAAGGGAAAGUGAAUGGUGCAGUGGAAACUUGUCGGGGAGAUGAUAAAUUUGUUAUGUCCAAGAGGCUGAAGAGCUAUUUGAACUUCUCACAUCCUUUGAUAGCAAAGAAUUUUGAUCCAAAUGAAUGUGCUUGGGCUUACGGCAUGAACAUAUUUGACCUAGAGGCUUGGAGGAAGACCAACAUAAGCCGCACAUACCAUAGCUGGCUUCAAGAGAACUUGAAAUCAGACCUCAGUUUGUGGCAAUUGGGCACAUUACCACCAGGCCUAAUAGCAUUCCAUGGCCAUGUACACGUUAUAGAUCCCUUCUGGCACAUGCUGGGACUAGGGUACCAAGACAAUACAAGUCUAGCAGAUGCUGAAAGCGCCGGGGUGGUCCAUUUUAAUGGAAGAGCGAAGCCAUGGCUUGAGAUCGCGUUCCCACAGCUAAGGCCACUGUGGGCAAAGUAUGUCGACUUCUCUGACAAAUUCAUCAAGAGUUGUCACAUUAGGGCAUCUUGAUGACGGGAUUGAUUGAUGAUUAUGUUGACAAUAUUGAUGAUAAAACCUUUGCUUUGUGUAUGUUACAAAAAAGAAAGCAAAGCAAGAGAGAGUCCUCUCAACUUCAAGGCCUACAAUGCUAAGACAUGAGAGAUGAUAACAGCAAGAGGAUAGAGUUCUUGUGAACUCUCCAUUUUUCUUUUCUUCAUUUUUAUUUGUACUUUUUAUGGGAAUGAAAUAUACCGUUUUUUUCUUACUUACCCAAAA